AUGAGGAGAAAUGAUGUUCCGUUGCGAAUUAAUAAAUGAAGUUCAGGAAAAAGUAGUUGAGUUAUUAAUUUACAUUUUUGGAGAAGCAGCGAAGGAUUUUCGUCAACAGAGUCGUACAUUAUUUGCUGAAACUUUCCAAAUCUGUAUAAAGAAUUGAAAAAUUUCUGUAUUGGAAAUGUCUGCUUUCGGUUGCUGAUCCGACAAAAACCCUUGAUGGGGGACCAUAACUUGCUCCAUCAACCACCAUGAGUUUUCUGGCAUAAAAAUAGUAUUUGUUGCGCACCAUAACCAGUAUUAGUCAGUCAGAUUACUUUCUUUCUAGACAAGCCAAUGGUGAAAAAUGUCUUCUGACUUUGAAUUUUUUUAUACUUACUUAUAUAAGAUUUAAGAUCAAGGUGGAAGAUUUCGAUUAAUCAAAGUUAGGGAAAAGGCGAAGAAACAGUUAGCCAAGAGGACCAGUUCCCAGUUUCUUAAGCGUUUCAUGUAAGAGGAAAAUUGAGUGACCCUGCUUAAGGAGUUACCUUUUUUAGAUGGAGUUCGAUUCAAAGUGGGACUUGGAAACCAUUACAACGUUCAAUUCAAAAACGAGUGGAAGUCUGAGAAAGAUGCAGUCGGCAGACUGGAUGAUUGGAGAUGAUGGGGAAAUUGAUGUUGGCUCCUUUAAUUUGUCGACGGAUGGUGGGAAUUGCAGUACAUCUGGCUCUUAUGCUGGGCGUGGUUCUUCAACUAAAAGCACGAUUUCGGCUUCUACCGACUCCUCCCUGAAGGAUGGGAUGAAACUGCUAGGUUCUGAGUUUGAGGCAUUUGAGGGAUCUGCAAAUUUUAUCAAGAAAAUGGAAAUGUCCCGAUCUGAGGUGUCUGGAACUUCUCCACCUCUGGAGGGUUCUGUUGGCUCUGGUGAGCCAUGGAUUAGUUUGAAACUCAGAAAGCAGACUUACUUUGAGAACAGCAGUGCUGGGAGCCAUGUUAAGAGCGUAACCACUUCUGUAGUGCCUACUUCAUCUACAACUACAAUGAAGAAAACUAAAUUAUCUGGUCAAAUUGUGCCUAUUCCAUACUGUCAAGUAGAAGGCUGUGACAUUGAUCUUUCAGCAGCUAAAGAAUAUCAUCGAAAGCAUAAAGUUUGUGAUGGCCAUUCUAAGAGCCCAAGGGUUAUUGUAGGAGGCCUUGAACAUCGGUUUUGCCAACAGUGUAGCAGGUUCCACAGUUUGUCCGAAUUCGACGAAAAGAAGCGUAGCUGUCGAAGGAGGCUUUCAGACCACAAUGCACGGCGUCGCAAACCACAACGGCAAACUAUUGAGUUUAACUCAUCAAGGCUGUCGUCACAACUCUAUGAUGGCAGGCAACAGAUGAAUUUUCUGGUGAACAAUGCUCCCCUUAUUAACCCUAUAACUACUGAAAAUUCGACCUGGGAUAGCUCAUGCUCCUCCAAGUUUACACUUACAAGGGACUAUCCUGUUAAGUCUAGAAGAGCUGAAGGCAUUGAUGGGGAAAUGCAUAUGCCUGGAACUAAGCUGCCACAUGGCGUCAAUAUUCACGGUGGCCUCUUGGCAUGCAAGGACUACACUUCCGAGUUUUUCAACUCAGGUUUCAGGGGACCCACAAUCUUGUCCCACACAGAUGCAGCACCGGAUUACCGUUGUGCUCUCUCUCUUCUGUCAAGUAAUUCCUGGGCAUCCAGUCCAGAUUCAAUUCCACCACACCGUCCUAUGCAUGAAAAUAACCCUGGCAUGGCUCAGCAUGUAAACCAUUCAAGCCCAGGAGGCAUGCCUCUCACUUCAUCGGAAUUCUGGUUGACUGGACAGCAGUCUACCCAUCCCCAAUCCUAUGCCAUGGCUGCAAACAGUAACUUCCAGGACAUCCAGGUUUUCAAAUCACCUUAUGAGGCUGCUGAUAUCUAUUCAAAUGCGUUAAACUGAGCAUUUGACAGUAAUCUAUUCUAUUGUCGCCAUCGUUCCAAAUUGUGGUUUUAAGGUUCGUAAGGUUUUAUGCUCCUCGAGCAACCUUAGUAGUUCUGAAAUGAACAAAACAUGCUAGAGUUUUGAGAUUUUCUUUCCCUUUUUUUUCUUUUUUUUCUGAGGUUAUCAAUCAAAUUGUGUUGUCUUAAUGAUACAGAAUGCAGAAUGCUUUUGACUCUUCAGAAUUCUGAUAAAUAUUUUGUCAUCUGUUGGUAACCUGGACAAUAUUUAUUGAAGCAGUGUUGUUUUCAGAUCCAA
Molecule: messenger RNA, 2216 nt
Organism: Olea europaea var. sylvestris
Lineage: Eukaryota; Viridiplantae; Streptophyta; Magnoliopsida; Lamiales; Oleaceae
Product: squamosa promoter-binding-like protein 12
Exons: 8
Coding region: 531-1919 (462 amino acids)
Cellular component (GO): nucleus
Molecular function (GO): DNA binding
Source: RefSeq, a predicted model, not a curated record